Messenger RNA from Meloidogyne enterolobii, 795 nucleotides. Lineage: Eukaryota; Metazoa; Nematoda; Chromadorea; Rhabditida; Meloidogynidae. The record is from the annotation of a GenBank genome assembly.
AUGACAGAUUUUUGGAAGUUUUUUGGGAAUUUUUUUGUUUUUUAUUUUUUUUUUCAAAUUUUAAGACAAAUAAAAAUGUUUCUGACACGCAGCGAGUAUGAUAGAGGUGUUAAUACUUUCUCACCUGAAGGAAGACUUUUCCAAGUUGAAUAUGCUAUGGAAGCGGUUAAAGUAAACUUAUUAAAAAAUUUCUUUAAAUUAUUUUAUGUCCUAGCUUGGCACUACAACAAUUGGAAUUCAAUCGAAAGAAGGAAUUGUUUUGUUGCUGCCUCCGCUGGCCUCAUUGCUGAUGCACGCACUUGGGUGGACCGUGCUCGAACUGAAUCUCAGGAUUAUUUUUUUACUUAUGGCCAAAGAAUUGGGAUUGGCCAUGUUACAAUGAAGGUUUCGGAAAUUGCUCUUCAUUUUGGUGACGAUGAAUCAACGAUUCGACUCGGUCGUCCAUUUGGAGUUGCAAUGCUAUUUGCUGGUGUUGAUCACACAGGGACUGCUCUUUACCAUUUGGAUCCUUCUGGCACAUAUAUUCGUUGUAUUGCAAAAGCUAUUGGGGCUGGUGGAGAUGGGGCAGAACAAGCAUUAAUUGAACAUUGUAAAGAAUGUGAUAAGAAAAUGACAUUAGCACAAGCACAGAAAGUUGCGUUAACAACACUUAAACAAUUAAUGGAAGAGAAAAUUAGUAAUAAAAAUGUUGAGAUUGUUAUAAUUAAACCAGAAAUGGAAGAUGGAGAAAUGACUGGUAAAAUUACUUGGUUAAAUGAAGAGGAAAUUGGUCAAGCACUUAUUGGAUUGGAAUAA